Maylandia zebra (zebra mbuna) is the source of this 3075-nucleotide messenger RNA. RefSeq names its product ADAM metallopeptidase domain 23b (gene adam23b). Lineage: Eukaryota; Metazoa; Chordata; Actinopteri; Cichliformes; Cichlidae. Gene Ontology annotation, biological process: proteolysis. Gene Ontology annotation, cellular component: presynaptic membrane. Gene Ontology annotation, molecular function: metalloendopeptidase activity. The record is from RefSeq and is a predicted model, not a curated record.
CGCUACUGCAGCAGUAAAACCCGGUGUCUCCUGCAUCCAUGAAGAGAUCCCCCCUCCACGGCACCUCCCCCGCCACGAUGGGCCGCGAGCAAUUAACUGCGUUGAUGUGUUGAUAUUGAGAUAUUUCAGUUAUCAAAUAUGAAUCAUGCAUUUGAUAUUUCUGGCCACUUUGCUCGUCAGCAUCCUUUUGCCUUGGCUUCAUCCAUCACUAGCUUCACUCGAGGUUCAAGGAGUAGAGGACAAGGUUGAGAGGGACGCAGUGUCGGCUCUGCUGAAGCAACAGGCAACUGCAGCACCCACCACAGACAACACAACACACCAUGCAGUAGAGCAUGUGAUCACCUACCCCUCUCGGUUGAUCUACUACCUAAACGAGGACUCUGAGAGUACCUACCAUGACCUGAACACCCAUGCUAAGAACCAAGCUUCAGAGGGCCAGGCAGUCCACCUAGCCCAAGUUAGUUUCCAGUUAGAGGCAUUUGGCUCCAGAUUUGUUCUAGAUCUGUCUCUUAACAAUGACUUGCUGUCUUCAGAUUAUGUUGAGAUCCACUAUGAAGGAGAGAAACCUGUUAUAUCAAAGGGCGGUGAGCACUGUUACUACCACGGCCAGGUGAGAGGGAACGAUAACUCCCACGCAGCCUUAUCUACCUGUAACGGUUUGCAUGGGAUGUUUGACGAUGGAGUCCAUGUGUAUCUAAUUGAGCCCUUACAACAGAAUCAUUCAAGUGAUACAGCUGCUAGGCCUCACAAACUAAGAAGAGCAGCCUCUUCUUUGUGGGAUGAUGAUUCAGUGGAGCAGGAGGAAGAGGAGGAGCAGCUCUUCUCCGAGCUGGAUGAACUGUCCUGGCUGAGGCGCAGGAAAAAGCGAGCAAUGCCUCGCAGCGUAUUUGAGGAGAUGAAGUAUUUAGAAGUCAUGAUUGUCAGUGACCACAGUAUGUUUAAACGACACAGGAACAAGCAGCACACGAGGAACUUUGCCAAGUCAGUAGUUAAUCUUGUGGAUAGUAUCUUCAAAGAGCAACUCCAUACACGUGUGGUGCUUGUUGCUGUGGAGAUUUGGACAGACAGGGAUCACAUCCCCAUAAGUGUGAAGCCGCUGGAACUGCUGCGUGAUUUCUCCAAGUACCGCCAGCAAAGCAUCAAGCACCAUGCCGAUUCUGUGCAGCUACUCUCAAACGCCACCUUCCACUACCGCAGAAGCAGCACUGCGUACUUUGGAGGCAUGUGUUCUGUGAGCCAUGGAGUAGGCGUCAAUGAGUACGCCACCACCUCGUCCAUGGUAGUGUCUCUUUCCCAGAGCCUGGCACAGAACCUGGGCAUCCAGUGGGAUCCGGCAUCCAAGAGAAAGGAAUGCGGCUGUACUAGCCAGUGGGCUGGCUGCAUAAUGGAGGAUACUGGAGUCCAACACCCACAAAAAUUCUCCAAAUGCAGCAUCUCAGACUACAAGGAGUUCCUCCUGAAAGGUGGAGGUUCUUGUUUGUUCAACAGGCCAACCAAGCUGUUCGAGGCAGCAAAUUGUGGGAAUGGAUUUGUAGAACUGGGAGAGGAGUGCGACUGCGGACUGAGAACAGACUGCCAAAAGGAAUGCUGCAAGAAGUGCUCCCUCGCCAAUGGGGCACACUGCAGCGAUGGACCAUGCUGCAAUAAAACAUGCUUGUUCUACCCACGAGGUUACAGCUGCCGCUAUGCUGUGAACGACUGUGACAUCUCAGAGACCUGCUCUGGGGACUCGGGACAGUGCCCGCCAAACCUUCAUAAACAAGAUGGUUACAUCUGCCAGGUAAACCAGGGUCGCUGUUACAGUGGAGAGUGUAAGACCAGAGAGAACCAGUGUAAAUACAUCUGGGGAUCAAAGGCUGGAGGCUCGGAGAAGUUCUGCUAUGAGAAGCUGAACACGGAGGGGACAGAGAAGGGCAACUGUGGAAAAGAUGGAGAAAAAUGGAUCCAGUGUAGCAAACAUGACGUGUUCUGUGGUUUCCUUUUGUGUACCAAUGUCGGGCGUGUCCCUCGCAUUGGAAGCAUGAAAGGAGACAGUACCCCCACCUCCUUCAACCACCAAGGGAACGUCAUACAGUGCACGGGUGCCCACGUCCUUUUGGAUGAUGAAACUGAUUUAGGCUACGUGGAGGAUGGGACUCCCUGUGGGCCGUCAAUGAUGUGCCUUGACCGCAAGUGUCUGCCCAUCCAGUCACUUAACAUGAGCACCUGCCCCAUUGGACCUAACGGACAUGUGUGCUCGGGCCAUGGGGUAUGCAACAAUGAAGCCACAUGCACCUGUGACACCACCUGGGCCGGGACAGACUGUAGCAUGCCUGACCCGCCUAAAGAGCCCGAUGUCACUCCAGAAGAAGAACCCAAGGUGAGCGUGGCCACUAACAGGCUGAUAGGGGCAGUAGCAGGGACCAUUCUGGCCCUGGGGGUGAUUUUUGGAGGCACAGGGUGGGGAAUAGAAAAUGUGAAGAAACGGCGGUAUGACCCCAAUGCCACAGCCAUUUAACCCAAGGAGAAGAUGGCAAUCACACAGGGACUGCUCCAAGGCUUCCUUAGUUGGCUACCUGACAGCUGGACUGCACUUACUGCUGCUGAUUCUUUGGCAUUAGAUUUACUUGAAAAAGACAUAGUGGACAUUUUAACAAAUUUCCAUCGUAGUGACAUUAUAAAUGCAGCCUUUUUCAACUACACCUCACCCACGCCCCUCCACCCUGAUCUCCAGAGUGACAGAGCUCCUCUUUCCAUCCUUUAGUGCCAGUGCACAGGCGUUCAGGCGGAAUCCACACCACUCUCUCACCUGGCAUGAAUAAAAUCGAAACAAAACCUGCUGCUUGCUGGCCCGCCCGACCCCCACCCAACCCGCCCGCGCCCGGCAUGAAGAGCCCUCUCUGCGGGGCUCUGCAUGGCUACCAAAGCUAUGAAUAUACUGCAAAAAUAAAAAAGAAGAAAAAAGAAAACACAGAAAGAGGAGAAAAAAAGCGCAGGAGAGAGCCUCAUUAAAAACCAAACCCAGUGACAAGCCUGUUGAAGCUCCUGUUUAAGCAGAACUUCAUGUGAGGACCUAUAAGGGCAAUGCAGGCCAUG